Messenger RNA from Microthlaspi erraticum, 2874 nucleotides. NCBI's taxonomy places the organism in Eukaryota, Viridiplantae, Streptophyta, Magnoliopsida, Brassicales, Brassicaceae. The record is from the annotation of a GenBank genome assembly.
AUGACCAUAACAGGAGAAAGGUUUGAUGCAGCGAGGCCCAAGACUCCGACGGAGUACUUGAAGAAUAAAUUCGGUGCCGCCAAUAUGCCGGAGAGGCUGCUGGAGUUGAUGAAGUUGCUGAACACAGAGGACGAAGAAGACUCUUACAAACAAAAGAAAAACCAAAAAGAAGAAGACCUGGCUGGAUUGAAGGCGGCCAAGGUAAUCAGGAAGGAAAUGAAAAGCAUAAUAUACGAUUUUCCCGAGUUCCGCGGGUUCGACAAGUCGACUCUCAGGCUUCCCCAGUUGAACCAGUAUCUGUUUUCUACGAAGUUCAAUCCGCCGAUCCCUAAUAAGGUUCGUGAUGACAUGAUGAAUGCCCCGCUGUCGCAUUACUUCAUUCACACCAGCCUCAACUCCUACUUUACCGGGAACCUUGUCUUGGAGAAAUACAGCGAUGAGCCUAUCAUCGAUGCACUUAAACAGGGUGUGAGGGUUAUUGAACUAGAUCUGAUGCCGUGUCCUGAAGGCGGCAUCUGCGUUAGCCGUCGCAUGAACUUUGAGAAGCCUCUCAAAUUGCAAAAGUGUUUGGAUUCUAUUAAAGAUCAUGCUUUUACUCACACAAGCAGUUACCCCGUGAUCAUUACUUUUAAGGACGGCGCCAAUCCGGAUCUUCACUCCAAAGCUUGUCAGAUGAUAAAUCAGACAUUUGGUGGUAUGGUACAUCAGCGUGAUCCUCAUAGUUUGGAGGAGUUUCCUUCUCCUGCACAACUCCGAAACAAGAUAUUAAUAUCAAGAAGACCCCCGAAACAGUUGUUAUGUGCUAAUGGUGCUAAAGAAAAGAUUUGCGUACAAGAUGGGAAGAAGACACUACAGGACUCGCCAGAUGUGAACUACCAGAGCCUAGUUUCCUUUUAUGCUGUGGAGCCAAGCGGAAUGCUAAGGAAAGCAUUAACAGACAAGGUUAAAAAAACCCAACGACCAGGAUGGUACGAGAAAGAAGUUAUAAGAGCGAAUGGAGGAUGCGGUUAUGUUAAGAAGCCGGAUUUUCUCUUGAAUGCAAGUCCUAGUGGAGUUUUCUAUCCAGCAGUGGAUCCAAUGGGGAAGAGGAAAAUGUUAACGGUCAAAGUCUACAUGGGAGAUGGAUGGCGGGUGGACUUCGAGAAUACAAUAGGUCGAUGGUCGAAGCCAAAGUUAUAUGUUAUGAUUGGUAUUGCCGGUGUAACCCAUGAUGAGAAAAUUGUGCAAACGAAGGUGCAAAGAAAAUGGAUACCUGUUUGGGGACAAGACUUUACAUUCCCGUUGAGAUAUCAUCAUCUUGCUUUGCUUAGUAUUCAAGUCUACAACCAUGAUUUAUCACUUCCAGACGGAUUUUGUGGCCAGACAUGUCUACCGGUUCCUGAACUUAUAGAAGGGAUUCGAGCUGUUCCCCUCUAUGAUGAAAAAGAAACAGAGGUUUGUGAUAUUUUUGAAGUCUGGAAUCAGGUUUCGUCGAGACAGAUCAUGGUAUCGUACCGGGUCUUCGUGGUGUUGACGGUUGUGCUGGUGGUUACAGUGUUGGGGUUUGCAGAAGCGUAUCCGAAAGAGGACUUGGUCGUGAGUUUGCCUGGUCAACCAAAGGUCGGUUUCAGACAAUAUGCUGGAUAUGUCACUGUGGACUCGGAAAGUGGCCGGAGUCUCUUCUACUACUACGUGGAAGCUGAUAAAACACCCGACAAGAAACCUUUAACCCUUUGGCUUAACGGAGGUCCAGGUUGUUCUUCAGUUGGUGGAGGAGCUUUCACUGAGUUGGGUCCGUUUUAUCCAACAGGAGAUGGUCGUGGCCUCCGCAUUAACUCCAUGUCAUGGAACAAAGCUUCGGACCUGCUUUUUGUGGAGUCACCAGCUGGAGUGGGAUGGUCUUACUCCAACAGAAGCUCUGAUUACAACACCGGUGACAAAUCUACUGCCGAAGACAUGCUUGUGUUCUUGCUGAGAUGGUUCGACAAGUUCCCUGAGUUGAAGUCUCGUGAGCUCUUUCUCACUGGUGAAAGCUAUGCAGGACAUUACAUACCACAAUUGGCUGAUGCAAUACUAAGCUACAAUUCACGCUCAAGUGGAUUCAAAUUCAACGUCAAAGGCAUUGCAAUAGGGAAUCCACUUCUGAAGCUUGACACGGACACUGCAGCUACAUACGACUUCUUCUGGUCGCAUGGGAUGAUCUCCGAUGAACUCAGAGACACAAUCACAAGCCAGUGUGACUUUGCAAGUUCGCAGAAGCAAACCAAGCCGUGCAGCGAUGCUCUCAUCAACAGCAGCCUCAUCAACGAAUACAUCAACGACUAUGACGUGCUUCUUGAUCUAUGCUACCCAGCUAUCGUCGAGCAAGAGCUGCGGCUCAAGAAAAUGGCUACUAAGAUGAGCGUAGGGGUUGAUGUGUGUAUGACUUACGAGCGCAAGUUCUAUUUCAAUCUCCCAGAGGUCCAGCACGCUCUUCACGCGAACCGGACCGGUUUACCUUACGAGUGGUCUAUGUGCAGCAGCCAAUUAAAUUACAGUUCCAUUGACGGGAACAUCAACAUGCUUCCGAUUCUUAAGAGAAUUCUACACAAGAAAGUUCCGGUUUGGAUCUUCAGUGGAGAUCAAGAUUCUGUUGUUCCACUUCUUGGCUCAAGAACUCUCGUACGACAACUUGCUGAUGAUCUUAGCUUCACUACCACAGUUCCCUAUGGAACUUGGUUCCACAAAGAGCAGGUUGGUGGCUGGGGUACAGAGUAUGGAAACCUACUGACGUUUGCAACGGUGAGAGGAGCUUCUCAUAUGGUGCCCUUUGCGCAGCCUUCACGAGCUCUGCAUUUAUUCACCAGCUUUGUCCGUGGCCGGAGAUUGCCUAACAAACCCCAUACCUCUACAUGA